GGAGCACAGUAGUAGCAGCUGCCUGUGUUUCCUGGGCCACGAUAAACUGUAGUCUAGACUAUUUACACUAUUUUAUUUAUACAUAUCAAAAUGUCUCAUACUGUUGUUACUACCACCACCACGACGACAUCGUCUUCAGGCGAAGGGUUCUUGAACUUGGGCUAUACUCGCUCUGUACAAGGAUUACUGAAAAUCGCCCAAGUGGUAGCCCUCCUCAUUGCGUUCCUGUGUGUACACUGUGCACGAGGUUCGACUGAUUUCUCAGCCUUUCGGUACUUUGAGGUGGUGACGCUAUGGUUCCUCAUAGCCUUCCUCAUCUUCUACCUCAUGUACGUGUUCAGACUGCAGAGUAAGAUCCCCUGUAUCAACUGGACAAUGACGGAGUUACUGCAUUAUGGCGUUGGGACCAUCCUGGUCUUCAUUGCCUCUAUUGUUGCAGCUGUUAAGAGUGGAGGUGUGUCUGAACUAGAAGCUGGUUCGGCAUUUGGCUUCAUCGCCACAUUCCUACUGGCUGUCAGCAUAUGGACAUCCUAUAAGGUCACAUGUGGCUCCCAGCCAACCAGUGCUUCUGUGUAAAACGGAUCUAUCAUUUCUUCCCCUGAAGUACCAAGAUGACUUCAUUGUCAGUGUGCUGUGCGACAGUAACUUCUUACCCCAACAACUGGCCCGGGGCCCAUUAAACAAUCAGAACUUCAGUUUAGCCCGAGACUGGUUUCACUUCAGGAUAGUUACAAGUUAGCCAGUUAACUUUGUUAAACACUCUAUUUUGUACAGUUUACAAAGAAAGCUUAAAGUAAUUUCUCUUUCUUUGAGAUACACCAUCCUGAUGACUGGUCAGUUGUUAGGGAUAAGAAGUCACCUGUGUGUGCUUUGAAGAGCAGGCAGCUGUUGUUUCAUAUAAGUGCCUCCAUAGUGUUUAAACUAAGGGCUAGGCUGAGAGCCAGACCAAACCACCCCUCCAUCUUGAAUGGUCGCUAUUUGAAUGCUUUGAAAUCAAGAGGACAUAAGCUGUUUUUCAGUGUUGCCCAGAAGCUUUUUAGAGUUAGAUAUGUCAAUGCCACCCCUGUUUACAUUAUUUAUUUGAGAGCAAAUUUUUAUGAUGAUAAAGUUUUGUGCUUUUAUGUUCACGCUUACUACUGUAUGUCUGUCACGGUAUUAUAGGCUGCUUAUGAGAAGAAUAUAAUCAUAAAAAUGUCAACCUUUAUACAGCCUCACACUAUCACGUGUAUUUAAACAUCUCUUCUUUAUCUGAUGUGUUUGAGUUUGUAUAUGGGUUUAUAUUUCAAACAUGCUUUUGUUUGACUGAAGUAAAAGGGAAACUCAACAGC
Molecule: messenger RNA, 1328 nt
Organism: Salmo salar (Atlantic salmon)
Lineage: Eukaryota; Metazoa; Chordata; Actinopteri; Salmoniformes; Salmonidae
Gene: cklf7
Product: CKLF-like MARVEL transmembrane domain-containing protein 7
Biological process (GO): regulation of bone resorption; regulation of osteoclast development; regulation of actin cytoskeleton organization
Cellular component (GO): plasma membrane
Source: RefSeq, marked provisional